Molecule: messenger RNA, 1142 nt
Organism: Glycine soja
Lineage: Eukaryota; Viridiplantae; Streptophyta; Magnoliopsida; Fabales; Fabaceae
Product: vegetative cell wall protein gp1-like
Exons: 2
Coding region: 97-672 (191 amino acids)
Source: RefSeq, a predicted model, not a curated record
UUUUUUGGAAGGAAAUUCCCAGACACAAUUGAUUGUUGAAUUCAUUUUCCUCUGGCUGCAUCUCGAUCUGUUGUUCUGUUCUCUGGAAGGUGGUGGAUGGCAAAAAACAAUAAGUACGCUUCUAUUAACUUCAACCACAUCUACGAAAAAACCAACAAGAACAACCCUUCUCCUUCUUCUUCUUCCUACUCCUCCGUCUCCUACUCCGCCGUCUCCGCUCCCAACAAACCCCAUGGCCGCAUCCUCGUCCUAACCCGACCCACACCCAAACCCGUCACGCCCCCCACCCCGCAACCGCAACCACCACCGCCGAGCCCGAUCCAGCACAACCACCCCCGGUCCGAACCGGGAUCGGAUGCGAUCUCGCUCCGACCCCUGGGCCGAACCGGAACCGGUUCACCGCUCUCGUCGGUUGUCCCCGUUGUUUCCAGCCCCGACAAGGACUUGCCCUUGCUCUCUCCUCAGCCACCGAAGACGAACAAGUUCGUGCCACCGCACCUUCGGCCCGGGUUCGUGCCGAGAGAGGAGGCCCCCCCGCCCGGGCCCGAACUUCGGCCCAACGGGAGGCCCAAGUCCGGUGGCGGGCAGUUCAGGAUGAGAAGGGGUGGGCCGGGUGGCGUGUCGGAUUCGGGGCUCUUGGGCCGCGGGAGUCGGCCCAGUUCCAGUGGAUGAAUGGUUAUGAAGUUGAAUUCUUUUCCGAGGACGAAGACAAACACAUUUUGCUACAGAGAUUGGUUCUCAAUACCAAUUCAGUGCAUGCAUCCUUUGUCCCUCUGGAACUGACAUCAAUUUUCACAAGAUGGCAUCUCUAAUAUCAGUGAAGAGGUAAACUUACCAGGUGGCAGAUUUUCAACACCUAACGUCCCAAUUUAUAGCAAAAUUUGUUGUGCUCAUAGGAGGCUUUAACACCCAAGUUCUUCUGUUGGUGUUUGGCCAUCUUUAACCACGUGCCAAUAGAAUGUAGAAGAAUCUAUAUACAUAUUUUUAAUUCCUAGCUAAACUGUUAUUUUGACUGUUCUGAAAGACAUGCCUUCUGUACUUUGAGCAUAUGUUUGAGAGGAGAUCCAAUCGUUUUUAUUGUUGUAUUGUACUUGUUGCAGUUUGUUUGUUAAUUCAGCCAAGACCCAUUCAUUCAUUAGUUA